AUGAGAAAACGCUACAUUUCUUUGGUAAAGGCGAGUUUGCGCGCUGAUGCAGUAGUCUUCCCUCUUCAGAGCAACAGCAGCAACCGAACAAAUUCGUCGCACGCCUCGUCCUCAGCCUGGUCUGUUUUCCUCCUCAAAUUCGACAUGCGCAUUCUACUUGCCAGCGCGCUGUUUGCGCAUGUCAUAGCACAGCAGCUCAUUGCGAACCCGAUUAACGACUUUUGCAGACGACAUCAGCACCAAACCUGUGUGAUUGACAACAAACUCUAUGUCGACGGGGGGUUCAUCUAUUACGGCGCAGAUGCCUCAAAAGAUAACCCACAGCCAAGUGAGCUUUCCAAUCGUGUGACGAACUCGUCUAAUGUCAUGCAGUUCAAUGACUGGUCUCGAGGCUCCGACACUAUAAGCAAUGUAUGGACAGAUGCGGACGGAAAGCUGAAGGCUCUGUCGUGGCCUGCUUUUGGAGCUGGCACCGUAACUGAUUCUGGGGUGGGGUAUUAUUAUGGCGGAUACCUCAGCAACAAAUCUGUUGUAGACUGGAGCGGGGAUCGCUUCAUGCUGAACAGCCUGAUAUCCUUCGACAUGACAUCGCAAUCCUGGAGCAACCGUACUUACGAUAGCACGCCGCGCGCUGAAGGCUCGAUGCAAUUCAUACCGGCUUCUGAAAGUGGUAUGCUAGUGUACUUUGGUGGACUCGAGAUGUCCAGUAAAGGCGAAGUUGAAUACGACAUAUCAGUUUUCGAUAUCGUCCUUAACCGAUGGUACAUCCAAAAGGCUACUGGCGACAUACCUCAACCAAGGCGUGGCUUCUGUACCGGUAUAUCGUGGGCGGCAGAUCGCUCUUCAUACAACAUUGCAAGAUAUAUGUUUGGAGGAAUCAGUCCGAACGAAACUGCACUCGGCGAUCUAUACAUCCUGACGCUUCCCAGUUUUACAUGGAUCUCAUGGUACCCUGAUCCUCAGCAAACAAAUUUUGCUGGUGGCAAAGCCUGGUCGACGUGCGAUGUUAUUAAUCAUCGAUCUCAAAUGGUCAUCAUGGGUGGGCACUAUACAAACAAGUCAACAGUCAUAUGUGAUGUGCCUCAAGGCAAAGGUCAACAUGGUCUUAAUCUUGGGCAAGAGAUGUUCGAAAGAGAGUUUGGCGGACAGGAGUGGAAUAGCUUGAGGAGCAACCUGACGCAGUAUCGAGUGCCAACAAUAUUGCUGCGGUUAUCGGCGGCGGGAUGGUCUGGAUCAACAAACCAAGCCAGUUGGUUGGCAAGCGCCUUUGCCAUGUCCUACUCUGCUGCAAGGAGGACGCCGACCCGGUCAGACAUACCUGUGACGCCAACUGCUACCAGUUUCACACCGACUGAGCCACAUUCAGACGAUCCGAGCCCCGGAGCAAUUGCCGGCAUUGUAGUGGGAGUCUUCGUUGGGGCGGUCACGAUGGGCAUUGCCAUAGCCUUCCUACUCAGGAAGAAGCGUGCAAAGACUCAAACUACAGAUCAAGCUACAACACCUGAGCUGGAAGACCAAGACGAAACUUUGGCAAAACGAAAGUGGUUCCUCAAGGGCCGCUGGAGGAGCGAAGUCGAAGCAAAGGCCGAUCCUCAAGAGCUGGACUCGAAAAAUGUCAAAGUCAUUCCAGGACCUCCGGUGGAGCUGGAAGCCUUGGAAGUGAGGCCUGCGGAGCAGAUUACAGAUGAGGACAGCCAUGUCAGACGUUCGGAAGAUGAAAGUACGCGGAGAUAA
This is a messenger RNA of Macroventuria anomochaeta, 1734 nucleotides long. RefSeq lists its product as uncharacterized. The coding region runs from base 1 to 1734 and encodes 577 amino acids. The record is from RefSeq and is a predicted model, not a curated record. Gene Ontology annotation, cellular component: cell cortex of cell tip. Lineage: Eukaryota; Fungi; Ascomycota; Dothideomycetes; Pleosporales; Didymellaceae. Gene Ontology annotation, molecular function: protein binding. The transcript has 7 exons.